Messenger RNA from Closterium sp. NIES-67, 6799 nucleotides. NCBI's taxonomy places the organism in Eukaryota, Viridiplantae, Streptophyta, Zygnematophyceae, Desmidiales, Closteriaceae. The record is from the annotation of a GenBank genome assembly.
CUCAGCAGCAGAGCUCAUUCAAUCCCUGCUGACUCCCGCAACUCCUGCGACUGCAACCUCACUUAGUAGCAUGUGGAGGCCUGAUUACUAGGCCUUAAAAAAAAAAAAAAAACUUCCCGGGCGAGAGCAAUGAUUGUGAGGCGUCUCUCUGGCUAUCUUUCCGCCUGUCCUGUCUAGGAUCAAAUUAGCCUGUUGAAGUAUCAUUAUUCCUCUAAUGUCAAAGACCCUGACGUGUUGAGGCCACGCAUUAGUGAAUAUUUUCAUCGCGAUCCCUCACUCAGACAUCAACAUCAGCCAUUCCUUGCACCUCCUCCUGCGAUAUCCGUCUCUGGCGCCGCUUUAACAACCGUUCACCAUUGUCCAUCACCCUGACGGCCGGCCAGCCGGACCGCCAUGUUCGCGAGGCUCCUCGGAGCGGCCGCCGCCACUGUCGGUGGCGCGGCGACGAUUGCUGGCGUCGCCGGCCCGGUUGACGAGGUCAAUGAGGCGGCGGCGCUGUCGGUGCCGGGCGGCGCGCUGAAGCCGUCGCAGCUGGAGCCGCGCGUGGCAGUGCAUCACGGCGUCCCGAGCACCACCACGCACCUCGCCUUCGACCCGCUGCAGCGCCUGCUCGCCAUGGCCACGCGGGACGGGCGGUUCAAGGUGUACGGUCGCGACGGCAUCGAAGUGCUCUUCACCUCGCCCUCCCGCGCUCCCUGCAAGUUCCUCGAGUUUAUGGUCAACCGAGGGCUGCUUGUCAUGGUCAACACACAGAACGACAUUGAGGUGUGGGACCUGUGUCGCAAGCAACUGGGCGCGUCUCUCAAGUGGACGGCUGAUGUGACUGCACUCGCAGUUGCGCCCAGCUCACGCUUCAUCUACAUAGGCGACGAGGAGGGCGUGCUGAGCGUGCUGGAGUAUACACCUAGUGACAAGCCCGGCAGGGCGGCCAAAGGGGGAAAGGACGGCCUUGCGGGUGAUCUCUCCAUCAAGCCCUACCGCGUCCCCCUCACUGCCACUCUCGGCCCACUCAUCUCUUCAGGCGCGCUGGAUGCGCCACCCUCCCUCAUCGCCAUCCUUCCACAGCCCUCAGCUCCACACAACAGGGUGCUGCUGGCGUAUUCCAACGCCAUGCUCGUGCUCUGGGACCUGCACUACCUGCAGCCAGUGGCCAUCAGGGGCGGCACUCGCGCCCAGCGCACUGCCCUUCUAGACGCCUCUGCUGCAGCCGCCGCCGCCGCUGCCACCGCUGCAGCCGAAGCGGCUGCUGCUGAGGGGAAGAAAGGCAAGAAGGGCAGUAAGGGAGGGGGAGGAGCAGGCGGGGGAGGGGACGGAGGGAAAGGGGGGGGGAUGAUGGAUGAGAAGGAGAGGGAGCGCGCGUUGGAAGGGGAGGACGUGGAGGGGAAGGAGGUGUGUAGUGUGUGCUGGGCGUGUCAGCAGGGGGCGGUGGCGGCAGUGGGGUAUACGGAUGGGGAUGUGGCCCUCUGGGGGUUCCCAGUGCUAUCCAGCAGCAGCAGCAGCAGCAGCGGCAGUGGUCAUGCUGGAGGUAGCAGCGACACCAGCACUAGCAACAGUGGCGGUGGCGGCGGGGUUGGGGCCGUGGGGGAGCCCAUACCCGCGGCUCUGCUAGCAGAUACCAGGGCUGAGGUGCUAGGACGGCCGCUGAGAAAGGUGGUGGUGGCGAGGGGCAAGGGGGGCAAGCUGCCGGUGACGAUUCUGCGGUGGUGCUGCGACAGCGACGCGUGGGGGAAGAAGGCCAGCAAGGGAGGAUAUGCUGGGGGCGGGCGGCUGUAUGUGUUUGGUGGCGAUGUCCUGGGCGCGCCAGAGACUGUCUAUGUGGUGUCACUGGGCUCGCUUCCUUCGGGCUUGCCAGAGCUGGCCGCCACGAAGCUGCCCUGGUUCGGGCCAGUGGCGGACAUCCUUGUGGCACCAGACGUGCCUGCCAAGCCGCGGCCCAAGGAGGCGGGCAAGAAGCCAGGGGCGGCACUGAUGGUGCUGACUGUCCCAGGGCAGGUGCACCUGUAUGAUGAGUAUGGCAUGGAGCUCUACUUCUUCUCCCUUGCUAACCCACCUGCUGCUGCCGGUAGUGCUGCUGCUGCUGCUGGUGCUUUGCCAGCAGCAGGAGCAUCGUCUCUAGCAGCUGGUGGUGGUGCUGUUGGUGCGGGAGGAGCAGCGUUUCCGUCGUCGGGGAGUGUGGGGUCGGUGCGGUUGCCUGAGCCCAUGUUGUUUGAGUGCCCCAACUCAGUCGCCACAGCUGCCAUCAUGUCCAUUGCCGAGCCCCACUCCAUCGCUGCACAAGUGCUGCUACGGCUGCCCCGCACGUCUGGCUCGCGCUGCCCCGCGCACCUAUCGCACGGCACGGAGUGGCCAGUGUCGGGCGGGGAGAUGGCUGAGUCCACUGAGCUCAUAGCGGACCUGGGCCUCUGCCUGUUCGUGUCCGGCCACCACAAUGGGCUCGUGCACCUCUCGGACGUCUCCACGCCUCUCCUCACGCCCCUCGUUUCGGCCAUACCCAUUGCCUUCCCGACGGAGCCAUAUGAGCCUGUGACUGCACUCGACUUCUGCCCAGCGUCUGGCCUCCUAGCAGUGGGGCACGGCGACGGGUUGGUGCAGCUGUUUGUGCUGAGCGCGACGGCAAGCGUGGUGUGGGUGUGGACGGUGCGGGAGGCCACGGAGGCGGAUGCGCCGCUCAAGGCCGCUGAAGACGGCACUGCCAUCGACGUGCAGGAUGGAUUCGUGUACAAGAAAGCGGCGGCGCAGGAGGCCCCGCAGGGCUUCCAGUGUGUGGCGCAGUUCCGCAUCCACACAUGCGCCAUCCGAGCCAUCGCCCUCGCCACCUCCAUCGCCAGACUCGCCUUCGGAGACGACCGAGCAGGAGUGUCCCUAGUAGACCUCACCACCUUCAAGCUGGUCUCCCAGUACGUCAUGCCGCGCCCCUGGAACGCUCCUCCUCUCUCCAUCUCCUCAAUCUCCUUCGCCCACCUCCCCUCCGCCUUUGCUGCUGCCAGCGCUACCAGCCUCCUCACCCCCAGCACCACCCGUAGCACUGGCCCUAGUGCAUCUGGUCUGGGUGCAGGCGACGGCAGCAGCACCCCUGCAUCUUUCUCCACCUCUACCCCCGGCCGUAGUGUGGAUUCGUCUACUUUUCCCGGGCUGCUCUCUCCUGUGUCGACCCCCUCGGCGUCGUCGUCGGGAGGGGGGGCUGGGGGUGGAGGGGGGGAGUGGGGCGGGGGAGGGGGAGGCGGGCACGGGGUGUUUGUGGGGGCAUCGGACUCUUCGUUUGUGGUGCUGGAUGCAGUCACGGGGCAGGCGCUGCUGAGAGGGCCGUUGAAACUCAGGGAAGCAUCGCCUGCAGUCUCCAUGCUGCUGCUGGAUGCGGACGGGUCCCCUCUGCCUCGUCUCGCUGCUCCUGUUCGUCUCGACCACGUCCGAUCCUCCCGCUCCUCCCGCAAACGACGACAGCACACCCCGCAGCAGCUCCAGCAGCAGCACCAGGAGGCAGAGGAGGCGGCAGCGAGGGCAGAGGGAGAGAGGGAAGGGGGGGAGCAGCAGGAGCAGGAGCAGGCACAGGCACAGGCACAGGCACAGGCUGCAACCGCCACUGCUGCUACUACUCCCUCUUCCACUUCCGGCCCGUCCAAUUCUGCAACAACCCGUGAUGCAGGUGGUGAUGACUUGGCAGCUGAGGGGCAGGAAGGCGGGGCGGAGGUGGGUAGGGACGAAGCUACUGCAGGAGGGGAUGAGGAGGACAAUGCUGGGGCAGGGAACAGUGGAGGGGUAAGGGGGGUAGGAGGAGGGGAGGAUGAUGGUGAAGGUGAUGAUGGGAGUGAGACUGUGUCUGAGGUCGUCACUGGCAGCAGCAGCAGCAGCAGCAGCAGCAGCACGGCUGUCCAACCACCUGAAAAGCCACCUGCAGGUGAUGAUGAUGGGCCGGACACGGCACCUGAGGAUGCACCUGCUGUUGAAGGCACGAGCCAGCAAGAGAGGGACCCUGCUAUGUCCAACGACCCCAGCCUCUCGUCUCCUCCCACUUAUCCAGGUGCUCCUUCUGACUCUGCCCCUUCUCCCACCAUUCGCAAAUCUUCCUCGUUCGGCAGCAGUUCCACAGAAGCAGCAGCAGCAGCAGCAGCUGAACCUGAUCUGCUGCCGCUGCCCCCUGCUAGAGCGGCUGCUGCUGCAGCGGCGGCAGCAGCAGCUGCCAAGGCGCUUCUGCCGGCACCACCUGGGAGGCAGAAGGUUGGAGGGGGGGAAGAUGGGGGGGAAAAGGGCAGUACCACUCCUGCUGCUGGUGCUGCUGCUGUUGCUGUAGGGUCUCCUGCAGGGGCGGCGGCAGGGAAGUCUGGGUGGGGCCUGAGGAACAGGAUAGGGAUUAGAAUUAACGCCAAGGGAAGCUUGAGCUUCAGUGUCCACACGCAGCAGGGAGGAGCAGGCAAAGCAGGGGCAGGAAAGGCAGCCCCUCUGGUGACUGGUGAUGGUGGUGGAGGCAGUGAUGGGGCUGGUGCAAGUACAGGGGCGCUGCAGUCCCCGGCAGUUGCACAGAGCUCUGGUACUGCUGCAGCAGCUGCUGUCCAAGAAGUGGACUCCAAAACACCAGCAGCUUCUGGUGCUGGUGGCGGCGGUGCUGCUGCUUCUGCAGAGGAGCAAGUAGAUGCCGAAGCAGCAGCAGCAGUGGCGGCAGCAGAAGCAGCAGCAGCAGCAGAAGCAGCAGCAGCACUGGAGGAGGCGGAGGAGUUUGACCCGUAUGAGGCGUUGGAUGCGUUGAGCAUACCAGUAGUGGCGCCUGAGGUGCACUACGUGCUGCUCGCCACCCACAUAUGCCUCGCGCUCUGCGCUGCCGCCACCCUGCCACAGGGCCUGCCUGUGAGUCUGCUGAAGAAGGUGCGGGUGUUUGAGGACGCAGAGGAGGGUGACAGGGAAGCCAAGUGGAUGGGGUCGUUUGGAGUCACGCCUUUCUUUGCUCCCGGCCUCAUCCUCCUCUCGGGCAAUGGCUGUGUGGAAGUCAGGACACUGCCUGAUAUGGCGCCGGUGGAGUCAGGGGGAAUGCUUUCGGAGUACCUGGGGUGGUCCUUCCACCCCUCGCAGCUCAUGCCCACCACCACCGCCAUCUCACUCGACGCCCGCAUCGCCCUUCUAGAGGGCGAGACGGAGAUGGUCCGCAUGUCUCUCUAUGCCUAUGAAAACGCGCUUGGCUUGCCGGCCUCGCUCCCGCGCCUGCACGUGCCAACCAUUGCAUCCCCAGUCUCCCAGCACCACCCCUCGUCUUCGGCGGCAGCAGCAGCAGCAGCAGCAGCAGCAGGGGCGGAGAAGGGAGCACCGAUCACGGCCCAGAUGGCAAAGGCCAAACUGAAGGAACGCCCUCUUGACCUUUCCUCUGGAGGAGCCCUUCCAGAUCCCACAUCUUUUUCGUGUUCCUCCUGUGCUCGCCUCACCGCCCCCGCAUCUUUUCCGUCUCUGCAGUCCGGCCCGUCAUCUUUUCCCCUCCUUUGUUUCUGACUCCCCUGACUUCCACCGUUCUGAUGUCCACCUUCUGGGGUGCCUCUCUGUGCUCCUCCUUCCUGCUCUCCCCCCCUCCCCCUCCUCUUCCCCUCCCUCCGUUGUAGGGAUUCCUGUGCAACAUGGCGGCGAUGACCAAGGCGCUGCUGCAGCUGCCUGCUUUGAGGGGCGUCAACGCUACACCCCCUCUUCCCUUCCCCACCACCCCCUCUUGUUUGCAGGGAUUCCUGGGCAACAUGAAGGCCAUGGGCAAGGCGCUGCUGCAGCUGCCAGCGGCGCCCACCAUCCACACGUCCCUGGAGCUCCCGUCGCUCUUUGCAUCCUCGCCCUUCCCUCCCUCCGACGAUCAAGAAUCGCUCUUCUCCAAGCCACACCCAGACCCUGUGGCCCCAUCACCCCGCACGCCCUCAUCAACCUCAACCGCCCUGCCUCCCCUUGUCAUCGAGCCCUUAGCCACCGCUGGCGCAGGCGCGCUCACACCCGGGGGUUCCGUGCUGCCGCGUGACCCACCCCCCUCCAACCCCGCUCCUGAUUCCUCCGCUGCGGACGGCGGCAUUUUCAGCUUGUUUGGGUUUGGGAAGCCGGCACCAGGGCAGCAGCAGCAGCAGGCAGGCGGGUCGUUGAAGGAGAGGAGUUCGGGUGGGGCAGGAGCAGGGGCAGCGAGAGCAGAGCUGCUGAUGGCGGGGAGUGUGCCCCCCAAAACGAGGACGGCUGAUGAGAUCCGAGCGGCGUAUGGGUACCCCAAGAGGCAGCAGGGCACGGACGCGGCGUCAGCAGCAGCCGACGCCCGCGACAAGCUCAUCAUGCGAGGCGAGAAGCUCAAGCAACUGGCAUCGGAUGCUGAGGACCUGAAUGCGGGCGCAGCGGACUUUGCCACGCUCGCAGCCGAGAUUGCAAAGAGGCAAGAGAAGAAGUGGUGGUGACGAAGAUGGUGCUGGAGUGUAAAGAAGCUUUCUUAGUUAUGGCCAGUCUUUGGGUGCAUUAGUAUUACAGAAACUUCAAGAGGGUUCCCAUUCCCAGCUUGAAAACCCCUUUGGCUACCGUAUCUUGCCGUAGAGCGUGAACCCAGACUAUAUCUACGACUGCCGGGAGGGAUUGGGCGUAUGGGCCGGCUAUUCCUGUCACCAGGCAAGGCAACAUCACGGUUGCAGUGGUUCGGCAACUUGUGGUACUUGUAGAUACACUGUCCUCCAUGUGUAAAGCCAUGUGCUGCACCUGUGGCCUGCCUGACCGGAUAGUCUAAAUGAUGGACUGUUCAGUUCACUCCAUGAAAGGGCAGUGGUGUCAACUUAUACAUAUUAUCUAUGUAGAAGUUAUAGGCUAGACU